Molecule: messenger RNA, 918 nt
Organism: Cavia porcellus (domestic guinea pig)
Lineage: Eukaryota; Metazoa; Chordata; Mammalia; Rodentia; Caviidae
Product: olfactory receptor 8G50-like
Exons: 3
Coding region: 1-918 (305 amino acids)
Biological process (GO): sensory perception of smell; G protein-coupled receptor signaling pathway
Cellular component (GO): membrane
Molecular function (GO): odorant binding; G protein-coupled receptor activity; olfactory receptor activity
Source: RefSeq, a predicted model, not a curated record
AUGGCAAAUCAAAAUCAUUCCACAGUGAGUGAAUUUAUCCUCACUGGAUUAACAGAGAAACCAGAGCUCCAGCUGCCCCUCUUUCUCCUCUUCCUGGAAAUCUACGUGUUCACUGUGGUGGGGAACCUGGGUAUGAUCACCCUAAUAGGGCUCAGUUCAUCCCUGCACACCCCCAUGUACUACCUCCUCAGUAGUCUCUCCUUCAUUGACCUGUCCUGUUCCACUGUCAUUACCCCCAAAAUGCUGAUCAGCUUUGUGACAGAAAAGAACAUGAUCUCCUACACUGAAUGCAUGACUCAACUCUAUCUCUUCGUGUUUUUUAUUAUCUCAGAGUGUCACAUGUUGGCUGCAAUGGCGUAUGACCGCUAUGUUGCCAUCUGCAGCCCCCUACUUUACAAUGUCACCAUGUCUCCUCAAGUUUGCUGCUGGAUGGUAGCUGGGGUGUACAGUGUGGGUUUGGUUGGUGCCACGGCUCACACCGUCUGCAUUGCUUUUAAUUUAUUCCUCCCAACACUGGCUAUACUUUCCUCCUACAUCUCCAUCAUCGCCAGCAUCCUCCGCAUUCGCUCGACCUCAGGCAGGUCCAAAGCCUUCAGUACUUGCAGCUCCCACAUCUCAGCAGUAGGUGUCUUCUUUGGUUCUCUUGCAUUUAUGUAUCUGCAGCCUGCAUCAGUCAAUUCCAUGCACCAGAAGCUAUAUUUCUCGAGUGUCUGCAUCAGUGAAUUACUGGUUUUGUUCUUUAGUGCAUCUAACACCCUGAUGGCCACAUUACCCAUCCUUACCUCCUACACCAACAUCAUAGCCAUCAUUUACUCCACUGUCAGCAGGUCCAAAGCCUUCAGCACUUGCAGCUAUCAUAUCUCAGCUGUUUCUGUCUUCUUUGAUUCUUGUGCAUUCAUGUACCUGAAAGGCUCAUAA